UUGGGAAGCGUAAACAGUUGAGCGACUACGCGUUGGUCUGUGGGAUGUUUGGCAUAAUUGUGAUGGUGAUUGAGACAGAGCUGUCGAGAGGAUUUUACAGCAAGGAGUCCAUGUAUUCAUAUGUACUGAAGGGCCUGAUCAGCCUCUCUACUGCCGUUCUUCUGGGACUCAUUGUGAUGUACCAUGCAAGAGAAAUACAGCUCUUCAUGGUGGACAACGGAGCAGACGACUGGAGGAUAGCAAUGACCUUUGAGCGGAUUUUCUUUGUAGUGUUCGAGCUCCUCAUCUGUGCCAUCCAUCCAAUCCCAGGCCAGUAUGUGUUCACCUGGACUGCUCGACUGGCCUUCAGUUACACAGCAUCAGUGGCGGAUGCUGAUGUUGACAUCAUCCUCUCUGUGCCAAUGUUCAUGCGCCUCUACCUGAUUGGUCGGGUCAUGUUGCUCCACAGCAAGCUGUUCACGGAUGCGUCCUCCCGCAGCAUCGGGGCACUCAACAAGAUCAGCUUUGACACUCGUUUUGUCAUGAAGACUCUGAUGACCAUCUGCCCCGGCACAGUCCUGCUGGUCUUCAGCGUGUCCUGCUGGAUCAUUGCAGCAUGGACUGUACGCGUGUGUGAGAGGUAUCAUGAUGCACAGGAAGUGACCAGUACCUUUCUCGGAGCAAUGUGGCUGAUCUCAAUCACCUUCCUGUCCAUCGGCUACGGCGACAUGGUCCCUCACACCUACUGUGGGAAGGGGGUUUGCCUGCUGACAGGAAUCAUGGGAGCGGGCUGUACGGCUUUAGUGGUCGCCGUUGUUGCACGAAAGUCAGAGCUCACCAGAGCUGAGAAGCACGUCCAUAACUUCAUGAUGGAUACUCAACUGUAUAAAAAGAUUAAAAACACAGCAGCCAAUGUGUUGAGGGAGACAUGGCUCAUCUACAAAAACACUAAGCUGGUCAAGAAGAUUGACCGUGCCAAAGUUCGCCACCAUCAGCGCAAAUUCCUGCAAGCCAUCCACCAGCUGCGGACUGUCAAAAUGGAGCAAAGGAAGCUAACUGAUCAGGCCAACACAGUUGCUGACCUUGCCAAGACUCAGAACAUGAUGUAUGAUCUGGUGUUGGAGCUGCAGCAUCGCAGCGAGGAGCUGGACAGGAGGAUAGCAGCUCUGGAGGAGAAACUGGACUCCAUCCUUCUCAGUGUGCAGUCGCUGCCCAUUGUGCUUUCUCAAGCAAUAACAAAGCUACAAAAGGAUUUCCUGGACGACUUGGCCUGUCGUGUCCACUUCCUGUCGUCCUCCCUGAGCUCCGAGUGCUGCUCGGUCCCUGCCAGGCAGCUCUGUCAAGGACCCACCACACAAGAGACACCAAACAGCUCAUAG
Plectropomus leopardus (leopard coralgrouper) is the source of this 1358-nucleotide messenger RNA. Lineage: Eukaryota; Metazoa; Chordata; Actinopteri; Perciformes; Serranidae. The record is from RefSeq and is a predicted model, not a curated record.